ACACAAAAAAGCCCCAAAAAAAACAAAGACCGAAGAUUAAUAUUAAUCAAAGCAAAAAGUGUGAAAAAUGGCUGAGGUAGUGAAGGUGUUUGGCGUUCAAAGAAGCCCUUUUAGUGGCAGAGUAGAGAUUGCUCUGAAACUCAAAGGUGUAGAUUAUGAAUUCUUUGAAGAAGAUCUUUCAAACAAAAGUCCUUUGCUUCUCAAAUAUAACCCUGUUCAUAAAAAAGUCCCUGCUUUCUUACAUAAUGGAAAUGCAAUAGCAGAGUCUCAAGUCAUUCUUGAAUACAUCGAUGAGACCUGGAAUAACUCUCCAUUAAUCUUGCCUAAAGAUCCUUAUGAUAGAGCUCAGGCACGGUUUUGGGCUAGAUUCAUCGAUGAGAAGUGCUUCCCUACACUACGAAAAGUCUUCUGGGGGCGUGAGGAACCUGACAAGGUAAAGGAAGAAUUAAAAGAGCUUCUAAAAACACUGGAAAAUGAGCUAAAAGACAACAAGUUUUUUGGGGGAGAGACCAUUGGAUUUGUGGAUAUUGUUGGCAACAUCAUUGCCUAUUGGGUACCAUGUAUGCUAGAAGCUGCAGGGGUGGAGCUGUUGACUGAAGAGAAAUAUCCCAGGCUAUACCAAUGGAUUCAUGAAUUUGUGAACCAUGAUGUUGUCAAGGAAACACUGCCUCCAAGAGAUGAACUAAUUGCUUUUUACAGGGGUCAUCGUCAAAGCGUUUCCACUUCUUCCAGAUAAACUUUUCUUUACCACAAACCAUUUUGUCAUGGAGGUGACGGAAUAAUUAAAAGAAAAAUAAGUCUGAAUUGGGCAUCAAUAGGUGUGUGAUGUUUGUGUAAUGUUUAAUUCCAUGUUGUAAUUUUCAUAGUUUUACACUUUCAUUCAUGUUGGAAAAUAUAUAUAUUCAUCAUCAUUUCUCCAAGGGGAAAAGGAUGGUUAUAUUUA
Ziziphus jujuba (common jujube) is the source of this 943-nucleotide messenger RNA. RefSeq names its product probable glutathione S-transferase. The record is from RefSeq and is a predicted model, not a curated record. Gene Ontology annotation, molecular function: glutathione transferase activity. Gene Ontology annotation, biological process: glutathione metabolic process. The coding region runs from base 68 to 736 and encodes 222 amino acids. The transcript has 2 exons. Gene Ontology annotation, cellular component: cytoplasm. NCBI's taxonomy places the organism in Eukaryota, Viridiplantae, Streptophyta, Magnoliopsida, Rosales, Rhamnaceae.